CGUAGUGUCAAGCAAGAUAAAUGGUAAGUUAAUUGAAGCGUGUGCCAUUUAAAACUCAUCGCUAAUGCUUCAUAUUUAUGUUUAAUUUUGUAGGAGGGUAAUUUUUAGUUUGUUUUCAACAUUAAAUGGCUUUCCGUAAUGUCUGCGCGUACAGUACGUUGACAGCACUAGCUAUGGUUAUUAGACUAAGAUGGCAGUUAGGUUUUAUAUUAGAAAUGCGUAGCUGGAGGGAAGCAGUGUAAGUAAUGCCUUGUCAGUGGAGGGGGUCAACAUCUGUUGUAUGUUUAGGGGUCUGUCGCCGACUGGUGGUCACUGACUGGAAGUGCAAGUGAGAGAGGAGAGGAGAGGAGAGGAGGGAAGAAGAAAGGGGGCGCUUCCAGCAUGUCGCCUCCUGUUGCUGCCCCUCACUGUGGGGGCUGCUGUCGACCUUUCAGCCUGCUCACAUGAGCACAGGCAGCCUCUGCUUCUUACGCCGUGACUCGCCAUGAGUUGGCCGGAGGGUGGUGGCACUGGAGCGGCCUGACCUCUGCUUUGAAUGUGGACGGGGAAAACCAAAGUGGGAGGGUUUUAUGAUUUUUUUCCACGCUGUUCAGCAACUUAUUACAGGAGGUGGUAGUCGUAUAGUAAAUGGUGGUAGUUUGUUCCGUGACGGGGGCUGUCCAAGUGGGAUACAAGUGUCAAGACAGGGCGCAACAGAUGUUUUUGUAACGGAUAUGCGGGCGGUGGAGGAAUGAGAGCAGCAGCGAGGCACCGGCGGCCCUUCCAGCGGUUCUGCUGCUGCGGAGUCGGACUGCUCGCCGUCUUAUGGCUAGUUCAGGUCAUCUACGCACCAGGGACUUCUGGGUCUCGGCCUAGCGUGGAUGGCGGCAUGCUGCGAUGGACGCGUACGCUCAUGCAAAUAUCUGACAACCAGAGUGUGGAUCAACAGCGAGCAGCUAUCCAUGAGUUUCCAGAGGACAUCUUCACCAAGGAGGAGAGGAAGAAUGGAGCAGUUUUACUGCAUGUACUCUGUGCCAUCUACAUGUUCUACGCUCUGGCCAUCGUCUGUGAUGACUACUUCGUCCCUUCCCUUGAGAAAAUAUGUGAGAAUCUACACCUGAGUGAGGAUGUUGCCGGGGCAACCUUCAUGGCAGCGGGAAGCUCUGCUCCAGAGCUCUUCACCUCUCUGAUUGGUGUCUUCAUCACUAAAGGGGAUGUGGGUGUGGGCACGAUCGUGGGCUCGGCCGUCUUCAACAUCCUGGUCAUCAUCGGCCUGUGCGGCAUCUUCGCAGGGCAGACCGUGACGCUGACAUGGUGGUCCUUAUUUCGAGACUCCUCCUACUACAUCCUGUCCGUGCUGACCCUCAUCAUGGUUAUUUAUGACGCUGUGGUCGUUUGGUGGGAAUCUCUCCUCCUCAUGACCAUGUAUGCCGUCUACAUUAUCAUCAUGAAGUUCAAUGCUCAGAUUAUGAUCGUCGUGACUCGUCAGUUCCGGAGCGCUGGGCCGUGUUGCUUUGUGUCCGAGAACGGCAGAGACGACAAGAUGGCAGAAGAUCCCUCAGCCUGCCACACCUCUUUGGUGCUCCUCAACAAAGCUCAAGCUCACAAUCAGGAGACGGCUCCCGUCAUCAUGGUAGACGAACUUCUCAUCCUCAGCCCCCACAAACUCUCCUUCUCUGAGGCCGGCCUGCGCAUCAUGAUCACCCCCCACUUCUCACCUCGCACCAGGCUGUCCAUGGCGGGACGCAUGCUCAUCAGCGAGAGGCAGAGGCUGAUCCGGACUUCCAAGAACCCACGGGGAAGUGGGUCUGCUGUUGGAUCCAGGGGGGGCUCUACAACCAACAGUCUGAAGCGGACGGGUUCCUGUAGCUUGGAAAAUGGAGGCAGGGCAGGAGACACAGAAUCCGGAGACAAGCCAGGGUUGGAGCAAGACGACGAGGGGAUAUUCCACCCCUUGCGCAUCCCAGCUGGCUGCUCUGCACGGGUCAAGUGGGUCAUCACGUGGCCUCUGGGCCUCCUGCUCUACUGUACUGUCCCCAACUGUGUUCUACCACGCUGGCACCGCUGGUUCAUGGUCACCUUUGUGGCCUCCACACUGUGGAUUGCUGUCUUCUCCUACCUCAUGGUGUGGAUGGUCACCAUUGUGAGCUUCACCUUAGACAUCCCAGACUACAUCAUGGGCAUCACCUUCCUGGCUGCAGGGACCAGCGUCCCUGACUGCAUGGCCAGCCUUAUAGUUGCCCGACAAGGCAUGGGGGACAUGGCUGUGUCCAACUCCAUAGGCAGCAAUAUCUUUGACAUCCUGCUGGGUUUGGGUUUCCCCUGGGCUUUACGCACACUUGUGGUGGAUCAUGGAUCAGCAGUGUCCAUCAAUAACAAAGGACUGGUGUAUUCGGUCAUCCUGCUGCUGGCCUCCGUGUUCCUCACAGUGACAAGCGUUCAUCUAAACCGUUGGAGGCUGGAUCGCCGCCUGGGACUUGGCCUGUUGUUCCUCUACUCCAUCUUCCUGCUGUGCUCCAUCCUCUUUGGCCAGAUGUGAGCCCCCCCCCCCCCAAGGUGAAACCUUACCUUUUCUACCUACAGCUGCUCCUCUUUGCUGAAGCCAAAAAAGAGCGACAUGGCCUUUGCUUUCUUAGCCUAGCAUAGGUUCUCCCACAGUGAUGCACUUUGUUAGUUUGGUUCUUACAGUAUUGGAUGACAACGUAUGACAUGAAGAAGGACUAAUCUACUUCUGAAUGUUGUACAUGUUCACGCUGGAUAAUUUAUUUAACAAACAAAAAAAACACUAGUUAUUGGUUUCAAUGUUGUUCCUAAUGGUACUUUAUUCUGCUGUACCACAUUUAGAAUAUUAGCCUCGUCUAUGUUUGAGUGUAAUAUUUACAGUUCCAAAUGUAGCAGUUACAGAAUGACAGCCUCCAAGCCGUCUGAGGUUCUGAUGUCCUACAGUACUAGGACACCUUCAACAUGUCAACUUUUUUAGCCUAGAAACAUUGAUAAUGAAAUGCAUGAUUAGCCUCACUACUCGUAUUUGUACAGCUCCGUGUACGUUAAGAGAUUCACCUAAUCCUUUAGAGGAAUUAGAAUGAUACAAUUAUUUAGAUUCACUUUCAUUUCCACACUUUGGUGGAACAUUUGAAUGAAGCACAAACCUUCACUGGUAUUGGUUAUACUUGUGAGCAGUAAUGCCACAUAGUGCUGCUCCUUUUAUGAUACAAAAAUAACUACAAAAUGCUCCAUAGCAGAUAUUUUUCUAUGAGAAAAAUAGGAUGCCAGAUUUUGGUACCGAUAUGAAAUGUUCCACCAAAGACAGAGUGGCUGUAUAAUUACUACUCGUCUGCUUGGACCAGACUUUCUACUUUUUGUAAAUGUUCAAUGAUUGAUUAUAGAUUUACAACACUGAAGCGCUGACUAAUUAGUUUUGUGGUGUUUUAAUAUUUAAACUACAUCAUGUGAAUAAUUGUUUUUGCAGACUUUUGGGCGUGUAGAGGUGUAUCUUUUGGAUGUUUUACACAUGUAAUGAUUUUGUGAAAGCUCUAGGAAACACGAUGCAGUCAAAUGAACCACUGCAGACUGUUUUAUUUUAACAGCCUCAUUUCUAUGUCCUGUGGUAAACAUGUUUAAUAUUAAAAUGUGACGCUUGGAUACAAUAUAGAAUUCACCUUAGGCAUCAAAUUAUAGACUGUUAUAUCUUGAGUGCAAUAAAUUUGUUGAGGAAUGCUUCUGAUUUUACCUUUUUUCUAUGGGGAAACAUCCAAUUAUGUCACUGCUGCCAUCUAGCGGAGAAAACCAGCAAAACACCUGCAACCAUACCGGGCGCUUCUCCUGAACACUCACCACUUGGUACAAAGGAUUCAAGUUCUAUUGUUGAAUGAACGUAAACCAGGUCAGCAAUAUAUGAGACACAUCUCUACAUUACAACGAAACUUAAACAAGGUCGUAUGGAUACCUAGAAGUAGCAGCUAUUGACAGUAUGUUGCCUUUUUUAGUAGGAUUUGUUUCAUUUUACUAACUACUACACAUUGGUAGAUGAACAACUACAAACCUUCCUGAAAGAUGUGCUAAUUCUGUAACAAACCAUAACAUAAUGUAGUGCUUAGUAUUUUAUUUGUAUUUUCCUACAAUUGAAACAUUCCAUCAGUCACCUACAGUGAUUUUUUUAAAAAUUGAAAAACACUCAUUAUACUUUGUCGGCAGCAACGUUCUCUCCCAAAGCUGGAGGCGAGGAGAAAAAAAAAAUUCCCCGCCACACAAGCCAAUUUUGCGAGAAGGUUAUCUGCUCUCUCAGUACCACUCAUAACUGUCAUGCUGCCUCUUCAUUAAUCACAUUCUGGGCAAAGCGGCUCCAGAUAACCCAGAAGCAUUUGUGAGCGUGUCCAAAUACAACAAGCCUUGUUCAAAUGCAUCUUUUAGAAGAUUGCUGGGAAAGAAAGAAGGGAGCACUGUCAGCAAACUGCUAGGACACGGCAAUGAAGAGCUCGAUGCCCUUAUGCAUACGGCUUAUACAUACAGAACGUGGACAAGCAGGUUGGGUUUACUAGCAGGAAGAAUCAGCAUGGAACAUGUCAGGAGUGUGCAUUGGAGGGCACUGUAUUUGUGUGUGUUUCAGUGUCAUG
Doryrhamphus excisus (bluestripe pipefish) is the source of this 4592-nucleotide messenger RNA. The record is from RefSeq and is a predicted model, not a curated record. NCBI's taxonomy places the organism in Eukaryota, Metazoa, Chordata, Actinopteri, Syngnathiformes, Syngnathidae.